GGUUGCUAUGAGACCCGCUCCAGCACAGGACCAGCAGCCAGUCCGACGCUGAUGGUCUUUACUUCGUACUAAACCUUUCCUUUGACACAGUUUUAGAGUUGUUUAGUAUCUGAGCAAGCACCUGACACGGUGACUUUUUGCUUCCUUUUUCUCCUCCAGUCCUUAGGGUAAGAUGGAGGUAGAAAAUGAAGCCAGCUGCUCCCCGGCUAGUGCAUCAAGCGGGUCCAGAGAGUACAAGGUGGUAAUGCUGGGAGCUGGAGGAGUUGGUAAAAGCGCAAUGACAAUGCAGUUUAUUAGCCAUCAAUUCCCGGAUUAUCAUGACCCCACCAUAGAAGAUGCUUAUAAGACACAGGUCAGGAUUGACAAUGAACCUGCCUAUUUGGACAUCUUGGACACUGCUGGACAGGCCGAAUUUACAGCCAUGCGUGAGCAGUACAUGCGAGGUGGGGAGGGUUUCAUCAUCUGCUACUCUGUCACUGACCGCCAGUCCUUCCAGGAAGCUGCCAAAUUCAAAGAGCUCAUCUUUCAGGUCCGCCACACCUAUGAGAUUCCACUGGUGCUGGUGGGUAACAAAAUUGACCUGGACCAGUUCCGUCAGGUAUCUACAGAAGAAGGCUUGAGUCUUGCUCGAGAAUAUAACUGUGCUUUUUUUGAGACCUCUGCAGCCCUCAGAUUCUGUAUCGAUGAUGCCUUUCAUGGCCUAGUGAGGGAGAUUCGCAAGAAGGAGUCCAUGCCCUCCUUGAUGGAAAGGAAACUGAAGAGAAAAGAUAGUCUGUGGAAGAAGCUAAAAGGCUCAUUGAAGAAAAAGAGAGAAAACAUGACAUGAAAUCCUUGCUUUUGAGUCUCUUCAUCUCUCUCAAUUAUAUCACUUGAACAAUUCUGGAUGUAGCAUUCUGCUCUAAUGUUCUCUGUCUUUCCUUAAAUAUCUGCCUAUAGGUAAAAGUAAUAUCUGCAUAACUGUACCUCUUAAGAUAGUUUUGUUUUGCCUUUAACAGUUGGAUGGAUUUUGUCAAUCAGCCGGAUAUGCUGUUUCAUUUUUAUAAUAUAUUGCUAAAUAAAAUUGACAUUCCAAUUGCCUCA
This is a messenger RNA of Dipodomys ordii (Ord's kangaroo rat), 1080 nucleotides long. RefSeq names its product Ras-like without CAAX 2 (gene Rit2). The transcript has 5 exons. Bases 173 to 826 code for a protein of 217 amino acids. The record is from RefSeq and is a predicted model, not a curated record. Gene Ontology annotation, molecular function: calmodulin binding; GTPase activity; GTP binding. Gene Ontology annotation, cellular component: plasma membrane. Gene Ontology annotation, biological process: Ras protein signal transduction; positive regulation of neuron projection development. NCBI's taxonomy places the organism in Eukaryota, Metazoa, Chordata, Mammalia, Rodentia, Heteromyidae.